Austrofundulus limnaeus is the source of this 755-nucleotide messenger RNA. Its product is annotated as nuclear factor interleukin-3-regulated protein-like. Gene Ontology annotation, molecular function: DNA-binding transcription factor activity; DNA binding. The record is from RefSeq and is a predicted model, not a curated record. Lineage: Eukaryota; Metazoa; Chordata; Actinopteri; Cyprinodontiformes; Rivulidae. The transcript has a single exon. Gene Ontology annotation, biological process: circadian rhythm; regulation of DNA-templated transcription. Gene Ontology annotation, cellular component: nucleus. Bases 1 to 729 code for a protein of 242 amino acids.
AUGGAUUCCCUCUCAUCACCUUUCCAAAGAGACAAAGACAGCUCUGUUUUACAAGGCGACAAUGUUUUGGUGCGUAAAGGSCCCCGUCGCAAAAGAGAGUUCAUCCCAGAGGAGAGGAAGGACGAUCUCUACUGGGAGAAGCGCCGUAAAAACAACGAGGCAGCCAAACGGUCACGAGAAAAGAGAAGGUUGAACGACUACGCCCUGGAGACUCAUCUCAUGGCUCUGAAAGAAGAAAACGCCAGGCUCUGUGCGGAAUUGAUGGCCAUCAAGCUUCACUUUGGUCUAGUCCACAGUGCAGCCUUUACAGAUCAACAAAGUAACCACCAUACCCUGAGCAGUAGCCGACCCACGACCGCCCCCGACGUCUAUCACCAAUCUCUGCAAAGGAACUACCACUCUAUGAUACCAAAUCAGCAAUCUUCUCAACCAUUUAUAGUCCCUGCAUACUCCCUCCAUUCCAUGAGAGGUUAUUCCUACCUGAAUGCAUUUGGCCCUGCCGGAUCUGGCUUCAUCUCUCCUCUCGUCCUCCCACGCAACUUCCUACCAACAUAUUUGACUGAUCCGGGCACUCCUGUUCUGAAGCCCAUUCCCACCAGAGGAGCUUCAGAUGAAGAAGAAGAGCAGCAGGUACCGAGGCAGCUGUACUGCUCUGCCGCUCAAUAUCCAAAAAUCAGCACCAGAAGAGACAAGAAUCCUUCUCCGCAAAGUCACUACAUCUCUGACUGACAAAGACUGAAGGGUUUUUGACGUUU